AUGGCGCAAGAUUCACCCGUUGUAGCAUCUUACAGAUCUGGCACAAGCUGGCGCCACCCCCAUCCUGAAUUAUCACGACUAGACGCAUUUCGAAGACACGUCAAUCGAGCAUACAAACUCGACCUAAGGACCUAUGCGCAGCUGCACAAAUGGUCUGUGGAUAAUGUCCACGACUUUUGCAAGGAGGUUUGGAUGUAUUGCGGAGUCGUUUAUAGUCAACCACCGGAAAGAGUCGCAAAUGGCAUCGACGUCAUGUGGCCUCGUCCAGAAUGGUUCCCAGGCGCUCGGAUGAAUUACACAGAAAACCUUCUGUCACCAGGACUAGCCCAGCAUCCAGAUGCAAUUGCUAUAUCAGCUUGCCUGGAAGGAGGGGUUAAAUGGCGUCACUUGAGCUGGGUACAACUCCGCAAUCGAGUUGCGCAGUACGCCAGCGCUCUCCAGGCUCUUAAUGUGACGACCGGCGACCGCGUUGCAGCCGUCUUGACCAACUCAAUUGAAGCAGUAGUUCUUCUCCUUGCGGCUGGGGCGAUUGGUGCUAUUUUUUCCUCCACUGCUCCCGACAUGGGAGCGGAUGGUAUCAUCAACCGAUAUGCCCAAGUCAGACCCAAGGUUCUUUUCGUCGACACCGAGGUCGUCUAUACGGGCAGACGCCGUGUAAUGGAGGACAAGAUGAAGGCCGCGGCAACUAGACUGAAGCAAGAGGUCCCAGAGCUUAGUAAAGUUGUCGUGGUCAGUGGCCCUUCUUGGACCGAUGGCUUGUGUUACCUUUUGAUCAUCCGAUAUACAUUCUCUACUCGCAUCUGCCACUCGGCGGGAGGAGCCCUCCUGCAGCAAAAGAAGGAGUAUAUCCUCUGUGGCAACAUUACCUCCGAGUCUGUCUUUUACCAGUACACUACUACUGGCUGGAUGAUGUGGAAUUAUCUGGUCGGAGCGCUUAGCGUUGGUGCCAGGAUCGUUCUUUACGACGGGAGCCCGCUGUACCCAAGCCCAGCUCAUCAGAUUCACCUGAUUGAGCAGCAAGGGGUGACUCACUGGGGCACGAGUCCCAAGCUACUCACAGCAUUGAAACAGUCAGCUUACAAGCAAGUCUUCCCCCUGGACAGUCUCCAGAUUGUCAUGUCUGCUGGAUCUCCCCUAUCGCCUGAGAUCUUCAGGUGGUUCUACGAUACCUUCCCGAACUCUGUCGGCCUCUUUAGCGGAUCUGGUGGUACAGACCUUGUCGGUAGUAUUUUGGGCGGUACAAUGAUCUCCACUGCCCAUGAAGGAGAGCUCGCUGUUCCCCAACUAGGUAUGAGAGUCGAGAUCUGGGACCAGGAUGGUAAAAGUAUUGAGAAUACUGGCGACGCUGGAGAGCUCAUAAUCUCGACACCCUUUUUUAGCAUGCCAACAACAUUCUGGGGCGAGAAUGGCGACUCGAAGUAUUUCAAGGCCUACUUCGAACAGUUUCCCGGCGUAUGGUGCCAUGGAGACUUUGUGAAAAAGAAUCCAGAGACUGGGGGUUAUGUCAUUCUGGGACGCAGCGACGGAGUUCUCAACCCUGGAGGUGUUCGCUUCGGAACUUCAGAGCUCUACAAUGCAGUGGACAAGUUCACCGACGUCGAAGAUUGUAUCGCGGUGGGACGGCGUCUCCCUGGAGAAGCCGACGAACAGGUGGUCAUGUUCCUGAAAAUGAAGGCUCCCACCUUCAAGGAAACCGUGGAGAAGAUUCGUGAUGCCAUAAGACAGGAUUUGAGUCCCCGUCAUGUUCCUGCGUUGAUCCUCGAAGCUCAGGAUAUCCCAUACACGCUCAACGGCAAGAAGAUGGAAACACUUGUCAGGGAUAUUCUUUGCAAGCGCAAGAUUGCGAAUCUCGGCUCCGUUGGGAAUCCAGAAUGCCUGGUUGAGUAUGAGAGGUUUGCCAAUAUGCCGCUUGAGCCUACGUCUUCAAGACUGUGA
Messenger RNA from Fusarium tjaetaba, 1935 nucleotides. Its product is annotated as acetoacetate ligase. The transcript has 8 exons. NCBI's taxonomy places the organism in Eukaryota, Fungi, Ascomycota, Sordariomycetes, Hypocreales, Nectriaceae. Gene Ontology annotation, molecular function: acetoacetate-CoA ligase activity. Bases 1 to 1935 code for a protein of 644 amino acids. The record is from RefSeq and is a predicted model, not a curated record. Gene Ontology annotation, cellular component: cytosol.